Tupaia belangeri chinensis (Chinese tree shrew) is the source of this 5312-nucleotide messenger RNA. RefSeq names its product stearoyl-CoA desaturase (gene SCD). Gene Ontology annotation, cellular component: endoplasmic reticulum membrane. Gene Ontology annotation, biological process: response to fatty acid; unsaturated fatty acid biosynthetic process; monounsaturated fatty acid biosynthetic process. The coding region runs from base 390 to 1469 and encodes 359 amino acids. Lineage: Eukaryota; Metazoa; Chordata; Mammalia; Scandentia; Tupaiidae. The transcript is spliced from 6 exons. Gene Ontology annotation, molecular function: palmitoyl-CoA 9-desaturase activity; stearoyl-CoA 9-desaturase activity; iron ion binding. The record is from RefSeq and is a predicted model, not a curated record.
AGGGGCGGCGCGGUGUCGGUGUCUGCAGCAUCCCGGUGUCCGGCUCCGGUCGCUGCACGCCUCGGCUGUCUCCUCCCCUCUCCCGCCCUCACCUCCACGCGGGGCUGCCUCGGCCAGCCAACUCUGCGCACUUUGCCCCUUGUUGGCAGCGGAUAAAAGGGGUCUGAGGAAAUACGGGACACGGUCACCCACUGCCAGCUCGAGCCUUUAAAUCCCCAGCCCGGGGAGAUCCACGCACAGCAGGUCGGGCUCCGACACCCAUCCAGCGUGCAGGGCUCGCAGAAGGGCUCCGAGCGCUCCGGAACGAGUCCACCCUCUGGCCCCGCGGUCCCGCGCUCCGGCCCGCAGUCUCAGCCCGGGGAAAGGGAGCCUAGCCUCUGGGAGCCAAGAUGCCGGCCCACUUGCUGCAAGAGGAGAUCUCCAGCUCCUACACCACCACCACCACUAUCACAGCCCCUCCCUCCAGGGUCCUGCAGAAUGGAGGCGGCAAGCUGGAGAAAACGUCCCUGUGCUUUGACGAGGACAUCCGCCCGGAAAUCAGCGAUGACAUACACGACCCCAGCUACCAGGACAAGGAGGGCCCGGCGCCCAAGCUGGAGUACGUCUGGAGAAACAUCAUCCUCAUGUCUCUGCUGCACUUGGGAGCCCUGUAUGGGAUCGUCUUGUUUCCCACCUCCAAGUUCUACACCUGGCUCUGGGUGCUGUUCUACUACCUGGUCAGUGCCCUGGGCAUCACGGCCGGCGCACACCGCCUGUGGAGCCACCGCACCUACAAGGCUCGGCUGCCCCUGCGGCUCUUCCUGAUCAUCGCCAACACCAUGGCCUUCCAGAAUGAUGUUUAUGAAUGGGCCAGAGAUCACCGUGUCCACCACAAGUUCUCGGAAACACAUGCUGAUCCUCAUAACGCCCGACGUGGCUUUUUCUUCUCUCACGUGGGUUGGCUGCUUGUGCGCAAACACCCAGCCGUCAAAGAGAAGGGUGCUUUGCUAGACUUGUCUGACCUAAGAGCUGAGAAACUGGUGAUGUUCCAGAGGAGGUACUACGUCCCCGGGGUCCUGCUGAUGUGCUUCAUCCUGCCCACACUGGUGCCCUGGUGUCUCUGGGGAGAGACCUUCAUGCACAGCUUGUACGUCGCCACUUUACUGCGCUACGCCACCGUGCUCAACGCCACCUGGCUGGUGAACAGCGCUGCCCACCUCUAUGGAUAUCGCCCUUAUGACAAGACCAUCAACCCCCGGGAGAACAUCCUGGUCUCACUGGGUGCUGUGGGUGAGGGCUUCCACAACUAUCACCACACCUUUCCCUAUGACUACUCCGCCAGUGAGUACCGCUGGCACAUCAACCUAACCACAUUCUUCAUUGACUGCAUGGCGGCCCUCGGCCUGGCUUACGACCGGAAGAAAGUGUCCAAGGCCGCGGUGCUGGCCCGGAUUAAAAGAACUGGAGAUGGAACCUACAAGAGCGGCUGAGUUUGCGAUCCCUCGUGUUCCUUUUCCAAAAGCCAGCUGGGCAGAGGUGUAAUGUUCUGUUUAUUAACUACUGAAUAAUGCUACCAGGAUGCUAAAGAUGACGAUCUAACCCAUUCCAGCACAGUAUUCUUGUACAAUGCACAAGUAUUGAAAGCCAACAACUCUGCCUUCAUGAUGCUAAGCUGAUUUCAUUCUUAUUUCUCCUCUUCCCUUCUCCCUCUCCUCGCCCCAUCGUCGUCUCCCUCUUCUCUGCUUUGUCCCUCUCUCCAUCUUCUCCUUCUCUGCCUCCCAGGGAAGCCGCUGAUCAGUCGCUGGUUGGUGCCCAGCUUCCAAAGCCUAGACGACCUUUCUGUAGUCUGAAACAACUGGUCUUAGCCCCAGAGAACUCUUUUUUUUUUUCUUUUCUGGAGCUGUCCUGAGUUUCAAGGUAGGUGGCUCAAGCUGGAGAUAGAGCAAAAUCCUCCGGCAAGCCUCCUGUUCAUUAUCUCGAGCCCAGUCUCUUGCUAGAUGGACUGGAAAGGUGACUAUUCGGCACAAAGCUUCUAAAGCAGGUCAAUUGCCAGGGGAGAGAGUUCGCACGGGCAGUAGGAUUGAUAAGUAAAGAUGGGGUGGGGUGGAAAACAAGGCCCAGGACGCCCUUCUCUGAGCAGACACAGAGCUUCCUGCCCGCUGGGACCCGGCACCUCACCGGGAGGCAGGCUUCCUUUCUCUCCCAACUCUGAGUAGCAGUGGCGAUGAGGCUUGGCAGUGUUAGGACAGGAAAACCCACCUCGACGUCUCCGUGUAGUUUAGGCUGAGGAUAAAGAAGAAACACCUAAUUUGUAGUAAAAGUGACCUCUCUGCUGGGCAAGUUUUUCUUUUUUCCCCCUGCUUUCAUAACAAGGAGAUUUCUUAUUUCACAGAACAAGAAGUCUCGAGGUUGGGUGUCCCCAGAAGGGGUGAAUGCCGCAGCUCAUAGAAUUGGGAGGAUUCCAUGAGCUGCUCAUCCAGGUUCUUUCCCCUCUCUGCUCUGUCACCUUCAGGACAGUGGUGGCUUCCCUUCAUAGUAAGAAGAUGGCUUUGGCAUUUCCAAACACCCCCGAAAGGAAGGAUUUUAGGAGCUGUAGUGGGCUCAAAUCUAAAAAUAGAUCUACGUGUAUACUUCGCUUGCAAAAUUAAAGUAUUUCACUUAGGGUAUUUCCCUCUACAAGAGGGGUGUUUGAAGAGGAGAGAAGGAGUUAGCUGGGUUGUCUGCUUUCCCCCUCCACGGCUGGAAAGAGGUGGAGAGGCCAAGGUGGGCUCUGUGGGCUCUUCCUAAGAGAACGUCACAAAGGAAGGGCUCUGAGAACACUGCCCGCGGAUUCAGAGGGUACUGCGUUAUUGGCGGUCCUAGUGAAACAAGUUAAAUGUUCAGUCUGUUCCAGUGUCUCCGUGGAAGGAGUAGAAUCUUGCAGGCUUCUCCUUGGUGUGUCCCUUCUCUCAUUCCUUGCUGUGUUGAUAUCUUGCCUAAAGCCUAGGAGUGCCUGGGGGCAGGGUGAGGUAGGAAUCUCAACCACCUGAUUCUGGGUUCCUGGCUCCACCUUCUCUGUCCCUUUCCUCUUGGUUCUCUCUCUCUUCCCUAGUUUUCUUUUUCUGGACAGCAGCCUCCUCUGUCUUCAGGCUGUGAGGACUGGCUGUCCAGGUAGCUCCCUCAUCUGCAGACAGCAUGCUCAGGGGCACUGAACCACUGUUGAGCUUCAGAAAAUAGAGCUAGCUGCCACUGUCACUUUGCCUCCAGCGUCCCUCCACUUACACCCCAUGCCCCAUGCCACACUGCUGGCUCAGGACGAGGCCAAACAUCCUAGAGAUACCCCUGGCUCCUAGAGGCUCUCCCAUGAGGUGUGGCCAAGCCCAAAGCUCACACUGUACCAGUGAGCCAGCCGUGGAGCCCAGGGGUUUUCCAUCUCCAUCUGGGCCAGACCCAGAGAGCACGCCAAAUGCCCCCUUGCUUGCUCAGUAAGCCUGUUCCGCCCGAGUCUGUGUUCCCAGCUGACAGUGCAAUGCUUGGAGAGCUAGGAGGAAGCCUAGACCUCCCUGGGAAGCACGAGAAACAAAGGCAAGUUCCCAAGUGCCUCACUGUGAAGGGAGGCCUGUUUCCUGGAGCCAGGGUGUCCUGCAACGCUUUGGAUGAGACUCGGGAUCUGAGAUGCCGUGAGUGUUCAGCAAACUAACCAGCAUUCCCCACAACACAGCCUAGGGCAGGUGAUAGUCUAGGAGGAGUCUGAGGGGGAGGGAGAAACAGAACAUUAAUGUUUUGAGACCCUUGGACCACUCCUGUCCCUGUACCUCAGUCCUCAGUGUGGAAGUCUGGCUUUGCUCUGUUAAGACGGGAAAUGUGCAAGACCCCUCGCUCUGUCCACUGUUGAGUCCCAGCAGUGGAAGGCAGGAGGGCCUUUUCUUCCUGUGUUCAUUGAGUAGAGGCCUCAGGCGCUAGCCUGCAGUGAAGGCAUCCUUGUCAUUUGAGCUGUUCAUCUCAGGAGAAGAGAACAUUUUGGAACAUCCGGUGACCUGUGUGCCUGCCCUUAGAGAUAUCUCUUAUGUCGUUUCCAUUCCACAGGUCAUCGGAUAUCUGCUUUCUAAAAUGUGGAUAAUAAAAGCAACUUUCUCUUCUUUCUAUUGUGAUCGUGUUCCAUGGAUCGUGAUCCACACUGCAGCCCUACACCCGGGACUGCAUGGAGACCUCAGGCUGAGGGCCAUGGCGUGUUGGUGGGUGUGUGCAGAGGGGUGUGUGUCUGCUGAGUCAGGGACACUUAUUUCCAAAAUUCCAAAGCUCAAUUCAAGUGACACAUUAAGGAGCAGCUCAGAAACCCGAGUCCGAAUCUCUAAGGUCCUCGCUUCAUUGGUGUGCUGACCACUUAUCUGGGUGCCUUACAUCUUUUCUAAUCAGUACUGAUAGGAGCCUGCCCUCACUCCCCUCUGCCCACCCCUGUGGAGUCCCUUUGCACCUGAGAGUCCACAGAAGUGGCUGGUGGGGGAAGGGGCCUGGCUAGCUGAAGGAUGACCAGUACAGCAAUGCGUGGGAUUCCCUUCUGGGCUUCAUUGUGGAAACUUCUUAAGGCUGUUUUUAUUAAGUGCCCACAUUGGAUGGAGGGUGGGAGUAAUUUGAAUGUAUUUGAUUUAUAGUUCCUUUUUUUUUUUAGAUGAAAAGAUGGUUGUAGAAUUUGAAAUGGACAUUUUUCUCCUUGGUUUGCUAGUAUCCUGAGUGUAUUCUCUGUAAGUGUAGCUCAACCGGGUCAGCGUGGAAGGUCAAGAAAGCAAGGUGGCGAUGUUAUGCUGGAGGUUAAGGCCACGGCCUCUCUUACCACUGUGCCACUGACUUGCUAUGUGACCCCGGGCAAGUCACUUAACUAUAAUGUGCCUCAGUUUUCCUUCUGUUAAAAUGGGGAUAAUAAUACUGACCUACCUCAAAGGGCAGUUUUGAGGCGUGACUAAUGCGUUUUAUAAGCAUUUGGGGAUCCUUCAGCAGAGGAGUUCUCAAGUCUCGAGUAUUUUUAUAGUAGCAGUGUCCAGCAUGAAAUUGCUAUGUCCACGGUCUCAGACGCUAUCGUUAGUCUAUACGGUUUUCUCCGAAGGGUUGACUGAAACCAUUGGAUAAGUGGUGGAUAACUAGCCAGAAGAAAUUUGAGAGUGCAUAAACCCAUUGCCAUGGAAAUAUAUGCAGGAUACCUUUUCUUUGAUUGGGUGGGAUGUUUCCCUUUUUAUGUGGGAUAGUAGUUAUUUGUGACCUAAACAUAAUUUGGAAUAAUUUCUAUUAAUAUCAACUCUGAAGCUAGUUGUACUGAUCCGAGAUUGUGUUUGUUCAUAAUAAAAGUGAAGUGAAUCUGA